GGGGAAAGUUGCUAAAAAACUGAAGCAGUUAAUGGGUGAAUAUGAUCAAAUUUCUCCACCAAGUUCUCAACCUGAUAAGGAGAAUCCCUUGUCAACCUAAUGAAGCAUUCAAAGAAGACAUCUGACUCUUUUCGAGAUGAACUUGAAGAUUACAUCAAAGUGCAGAAAGCCGGAGGCUUAGAGCCAAAGACUUGUUUCAGAAAGAGGAGAGAGGAUUAUUUGGAAACCUGUGGAUACAAAGAAGAGGUUAAUUUUAGACCCAGGUGUAGAAUGUUUGAUCAAAGACUCCCUUAUAAGCCCAUCCAGACCUACGGAAGACCAUGCAAUAUUUCACAAGCAGUGGAGAAGCGGUUACCUCAGUGGCUACCAGCUCAUGACAGCAGGCUGAGACUAGACUCCCUGAGCUACUGUCAAUUCACCAGGGACUGUUUCUCAGGAAAACCAGUAGCCCUGAACUUUAGUCAACAAGAGUAUAGCUGUAGCUCAUACAGUGUAGAAUCUGGAGUUUACAGGCACCUCUCCUUAGAAAACAGUACCAGUGCCCAUCAAGCUAGUUAUAAACAGAUACACCAGAAGAGAAAAAGACACCCAGAGGAAGGCCGGGAAAAACCAGAAGAGGAGCGGCCCAAGCAUAAGAGGAAGAAAGCUUAUGAGGAGAUAGAUUUAGACAAACACAAGAGCAUCCAAAGAAACAAAACAGAGGUGGAAACAGUCAGAGUCAGUACAGAAAAGCUUAAGAACCGAAAGGGCAAGAAAAGCCGAGAUGUAGCCUCUAAGAAAGAGGAACGUAAGCGUAGAAAAGAGAAAAAGGAACAAGGGAAAGAGAGGACAGAAGAGGAUAUGCUUUGGGACCAGGCUAUCCUUGGAUUCUGAAGCUCUUGCAUUGGUUCUCCUGAGGUUAAACUGAAAAAGUAGUUGAGGAGCUUGGUUUUACAAUGUCCAUGUUCAUAUCGCUUUUUUCAUGUGAACAGGUACAAAGGCUAAGUGCACAGAAAACAUUUAGUGUACUUGCUCUCCAACAUGGGAAUUACUUUUCCUCUCUUCUAAAAUCAUUACUACAUUUUUCUUAUACAUAAUGUAAUUUCCCUUAAUGAGGGUGGCUUUGCUUUUAUUCAUCAAAUUGCUAUGAUGGUGGAAGUAUUUUUCCCUUGGGAGGUCAUUUAUUUUAAAUUGGAGGAUUAAUAGGCUUUACAAAAUCUAUUUCUUGAUUGGGUUUUAGUUUGGGGUGGGUGUUUUUAUAUUAGUUUUCUCUGUGAAGCAGUUUUGAUUGAUUAUUUUUUUCCUUCGUUAGAUCUAACUUGCAGUAUAUUUUAUAGAUUGGAAAGUGGAAAAUGACAUACAUUAUAAUAAGCUUAAGUUACAU
This is a messenger RNA of Balaenoptera ricei (Rice's whale), 1363 nucleotides long. RefSeq names its product lysine-rich coiled-coil protein 1-like. The record is from RefSeq and is a predicted model, not a curated record. The transcript has 2 exons. Lineage: Eukaryota; Metazoa; Chordata; Mammalia; Artiodactyla; Balaenopteridae. Bases 100 to 873 code for a protein of 257 amino acids.